AUGGAGGGUGGCAAGAACGUUGCCGGUUACCUGACUGCUCUCUUGGAUCUGCUCGUGGACCGGCAAGAUGCCUUCGUGCCAGGAGACUUCCAGGCAGAAGAAAGGGAGCUGUACGGCUUGGACUGUCUUUUCAAGGCCCUGGUUCGGACUCUUCGGCUGCUGGAUGUCUCUGUGGACUCAUGGCAAGUUCAGCCUCUGAAACACACAGAGCGCAGCGCUUGCGUUAAGCCAAGGACCUUCCCUGGGUUUCACGCGCUCUUUGCCACCUUGGCUGUUUUUUGUCCCUUUCGGCGGCUCUUCGUGCCUUCCGCUUCGCCUGCGACCUCCUCAUCCCCGGGCAGGCUGCCUGCGAAAUCUGCUUUGAGGCUGUGCGCGUUGCCUGUCUUGAAAGGGGGUGACGUUGACGGGCCUGCGGACGGUUACGGGGGAGCAGCUGAACGGCCCGUGGUGUGGUGCAAAGCUUCCACGCUCCAACGGGUCCGCUUGAAUGAGGGCGACCCUCCCAGCGAAUGGAAGAAGAUUCGGAGAGCAUGUCUGGAGUCGGUGGCCGAUAUCUUCGACGCCCUGCUCCUUAUGAUGCACAAUGAGAGCCGUGACGACUUGAGCACCCUGCAUUCUCACCUCAGUGCGUCCAUGUGGGAGGCGCUGAUGGAGUGUCUUGGCGAUGGAAGCCUCGAAGCCUCUGCACUGCUGGACCUUUGCGGCAAUGCCACCUUAUGCUCGGUCCUUGCCUGCCACUUGUUCUCGGUUCCGCUGGCCCCACUUGCCGCUGGGCAGCUCUUUGCUCCUCAUCGUGUCCUGCGGUUGCAGGAAAGCUUUGCCCACGCUUAUUGCAGACUGUACCAGCCAGAUGCCCUUUGGGGCACCGGCAAAACCGGCGAAAUGGCAGACUUGCAGGCCGAGCUGGAUAGCUACGUGCUGAAUCUCGCCGGCGCAGCAGUCCAGUUGGAAGUCUUAGGAUCCUUUCUCCAAUGCUGCGAGACUCAUGUGGCCUGGGCCAGGUCUGGAAAUGCAUCGGGCUCUCCGACGGCAGUCCUGCUAUGUCGUCUGGUCAGCACGCUGGCUCUUGCGUCCAUGCACGGCAGCGGGGAGCUCGUGCAGCGGCACAUGGUCAUGCUGACGCCCGCCAUCUUGACUCUUGCGGACUCCUUCGCCGAACUGCUCAUCGCCCGACUGCCCGAGGCAAGAACUUCAGCUUCGGAGCCUCUCCUCGCAGCUCAAGCCAUGCUAGACGCUGUGGUGGGACUUGCCAGUCUGCGGGCUGCAGAUUGCUGCAGACACAGCAAAGAUCCAGACCUUGCGAUGGUCGAGGCACUGGCGGGCCGCUUCCUGGAGUGCCAAGACGUGCACCCCGCUCUGCUUGCUCGCCUUGCCUUAGGGCUGCUAGCCUCCCCGGUCCUGAGGGAGGUGCUCCAGUGUUAUCAGCGGCUGACAGAUGAGGAGAAGGCUAUGUUUUGGCAGCAGGUGGACACGCGGAGCCGUUUGCUCUUCAAGCCUUCGUCGGAGGUGAGGCAUUGCCUGCAGGAUGCUGGAUUCGAAGUGAAGAAUGGGCCAAGUGAGGCGCAACCGCUUCUGGACUUGCUCAUGGAGCGAUAUGUCGAACAACUUUCGAGCAGUUCAGCUGGCCCGGCUGACAUGGCCGAAGACAGCCCACUGGAAAUGACCAAGCGGCUCUUGCGAUUGGAGGAGGAAGCGACAACCGAGAAAAGUUUGGAAGCUGAGUCAGUGCGGUCGCCAAUUUCGCCGAAGCCAAACGGAUCUCUUGGUGCUGUGAGUCUGCCGGCCUUUGAAUCACCAGCCUCACCAGCACCCCGGCGCAAGGCAGAGAACUUGGCCCGUGGAGACAUUGCUCGACUGCGGGGCGUGGAUCCCUUGGAUGCUCCGGAGGAUCUGCGUUGUGCAAUCGACGGAAAGCUUAUGGCAGCUCCGAUACGAUCGCCUCACGGCCAUUUCUUCGAGCGAGACACGCUGCUUCGGUGGAUUAGCAGCUGCGGUAGCAUUUGUCCCAUCACCUCGAAGCCGCUGAGAGCAGAGGAUUGCGAGCCCGCUCUGGAGAUGCAGCAGAGAGUCCUGGAUUGGGUCAAGGCUGCCCAGGCCGCUUACAAGCAGAAGCUCAAG
This is a messenger RNA of Symbiodinium pilosum, 2118 nucleotides long. Lineage: Eukaryota; Dinophyceae; Suessiales; Symbiodiniaceae. The record is from the annotation of a GenBank genome assembly.